GACGCGCUGAGUCGGCUCGUGGCUGGUCUCGGUCUCGUGGCUGGUCUCGGUCUCGUGGCUGGUCUCGGUCUCGUGGCUGGUGACUGACAGGAAGUCGGUGCUCAGAGAGCAGACAGACGGCUGUGCUUGUUCUGAGUUUUCCCCCUAACUGGUCUCUGGAUGGUUCCGGUACCGGGACACGACAUGCUCUCCUUGGAGCAGGUAACGGGCCGCUUGGAGAGCGCAGGACAGGCUCACGUCCUGCAGUUUUGGCCCGAGCUGUGUGAGGCGGAGAAGGACGUUUUCCUCCAGGAGCUGUCCCAGCUGGAUCUACAGGGACUUCAGGACCACUGUGAAGGAGCUGCGAGGGCCGCCGCCUCCCCGUCCGCCAGCCUGGAUCCACACAUGGAGCCGGUCCCCCCAGAGUCCGUCGGCAGCGUGAGGAAGAGUGACAAACACUCUCUGGCGGUGUGGGGAAAUGAAGGGCUUUUGCAAAUCUCAGAGGAUCGAGUUGGAGUCCUGCUUUUGGCCGGCGGUCAGGGGACCCGUCUUGGUGUUCAGUACCCCAAAGGGAUGUAUGAUGUUGGGCUACCAAGCGGCAAAACUUUGUAUCAAAUCCAGGCCGAGCGCAUUCACAAAAUCCAGGAGCUGGCCGACAGAAAGCAUGGCUCCAAAUGCACCGUUCCAUGGUACAUAAUGACCAGUGAGUUCACUCUGGCUCCCACUGAGAAGUUCUUCAAGGAGAACAACUACUUUGAUCUGGAGCCAUCAAACAUUGUCAUGUUUGAACAAAGGAUGAUCCCAGCAGUGACCUUUGAUGGAAAGGUCAUCCUGCAGGGGAAAGGCAAGAUAGCCAUGGCCCCAGAUGGUAAUGGUGGUUUGUACCAGGCGCUGGUGGACAACAAGGUGCUGGAGGACAUGAAGAAGAGGGGAGUGCAGUACCUGCAUGUGUACUGUGUAGACAACAUUCUGGUCAAAAUGGCCGACCCUGUGUUCAUUGGGUUCUGUGUGACCAAAGGAGCUGACUGCGGCGCCAAGGUGGUGGAGAAGACAUCUGCCACUGAGCCUGUGGGCGUGGUUUGCAGGGUGCGAGGCAUCUCCCAGGUCGUGGAGUACAGUGAGAUCCAACCAGAGACAGCUGAGCUCCGAGGACCUGGUGGGGAGUUGGUGUACAGUGCUGGAAACAUCUGCAAUCACUUUUUUACCAGGGCUUUCCUGCAGGAUGUAGCAGCGGCACAUAAAGGCCAACUGAAACAGCAUGUGGCCUUCAAGAAAGUGCCCUUUGUGGACACAUGUGGCAAUCAAGUCAAACCCACCAAACCCAAUGGCAUUAAGAUGGAGAAAUUUGUUUUUGAUGUCUUUCCAUUCUCAAGGAACUUUGUUGCGUUUGAGGUUGAGAGGGAGGAAGAGUUUUCCCCUCUGAAGAACGCCGACGGCGCGGCCUCAGACAGCCCGACCACAGCCAGAAACGCUUUGCUGGCUCAACACGGCCGCUGGGCCAAGGCUGCACAGGCCACGCUGGUGGAUGAACCAGGGAAUACCCUUCCCCCUGCAGCCAGGUCAGAGGACAACGUUCAUAUAUAUAUAUAUAUAUAUAUAUAUAUAUAUAUAUAUAUAUAUAUAUAUAUAUAUAUAUAUAUAUAUAUAUACUGUAUAUCUCUAUCUCUAAAAUCUGAAAUGCCAAUGUCCCACAGUGCAUCAGCAGCGGACAACCCUCCAGCACAAUGUGAGAUUUCACCACUAGUCUCUUACUUUGGUGAGGGCCUGGAGGAGCUGCUCAAAGGGAGGGCGCUGCCUACUGCCCUAUUGCUGGAUGAGAAACGGGCCAAAGAGCUGCAGGCUCAGUAACACCUUCUGAUUCAUAGAGUUGUGUGUGACACGAGGAGAGAUGAGGAACCCUGAAUGCAUGUGUUUGGAAUGUUAGCCCAAGAAUGCACAAUUGUUUAAAUACAUAUUUGAACUGUAUGUGAUGAAGAGAAUUUCAAACUGUCAUGCAUGCCAUGUUAUUUUCUCUUUGAUGAGGAUGAGCUACAAAUAAGGGAUUAACUGUGUUUUUAGAAUUCAUUUUAAUUUUUGUUUUGUUUUACACAAAACAAAAAUUAUUAAAUUAAAUUGAUUUUGUUCAGCCCA
Messenger RNA from Cyclopterus lumpus (lumpfish), 2109 nucleotides. It is a transcript of the gene uap1l1, whose product is annotated as UDP-N-acetylglucosamine pyrophosphorylase 1, like 1. Gene Ontology annotation, molecular function: UDP-N-acetylglucosamine diphosphorylase activity. Bases 160 to 1827 code for a protein of 555 amino acids. NCBI's taxonomy places the organism in Eukaryota, Metazoa, Chordata, Actinopteri, Perciformes, Cyclopteridae. The record is from RefSeq and is a predicted model, not a curated record. The transcript has 8 exons. Gene Ontology annotation, biological process: UDP-N-acetylglucosamine biosynthetic process.